Messenger RNA from Protopterus annectens (West African lungfish), 1418 nucleotides. RefSeq lists its product as uncharacterized. The transcript is spliced from 10 exons. The coding region runs from base 177 to 1064 and encodes 295 amino acids. The record is from RefSeq and is a predicted model, not a curated record. Lineage: Eukaryota; Metazoa; Chordata; Ceratodontiformes; Protopteridae.
GCCCAGAAUGAAAGUUAGAACAAGCAUUAGUCUCCUAACUAAGAAUAUCUUAGCAAGAGGAUAGUCUUCACAUACAUAACGGAAGCCAAUACAUCAUCAUCAUCAUCAUUCUGAAGUGCAAGCAGCACCUAGCCAAAGAGAAUUUCUGCACGUUAAAACAUCGUUUGUUGACUGUAAUGUUACUCUCUUUCAGAAGUCUACAAUGGUUUCUGUUUUUUGUCCACAGCAUAGUUCUGGCACAUGUAACAAAUCCAAAAGAAUGGUACCCUGAGAAAAUCAAUAUAACAGAGGAAGGAAUGAAUGUGAUCGUUACCUUUGAUUUGGCACCACCUGAAUUUCAGCUUACCAAAUACCAUGUGUACUAUGGCAAAAGUGAGAGCAUGUGUGCAGCUCCUGACCUAAAGAUCAUAGAGGUUUUAGUGGAUUUGAGUUCUAACCUCCCCAUUGGCAAGACUACGAUUACCGAUAUGGCUUCUGGAAUAAAUUACACAAUAAUGGUUUCCUCUAACGAGCAAGAUGCUGUGCGAAAACAAGUAUAUUAUAAACCAAGGAUGAAACACUCUAAAGUGUGGUAUCCAGAGUGCAUAGAUGUGGCAGAAAACGGGCAUGGAUUGGUUAGCAUUACCUUUGACUUAGCUCCAUGUCACCUUCAAAUCUUCAAGUAUGUUGUGCUUUAUGGAGAACUCCUUCCAUGUCAAGAGACGCCACAUGAGUUCAAGAAAAUUAUGAUUUCUAUGGAUCCUAGCUCUUGCCCUACCAUCUGGAAAGCUGAACUCAGGGACCUGGUUCCUGGUACAACAUAUACAGUAAUGAUUGCUGUUGAUAAAGAGGAUGCAACAAACAAAUCAGUGAAAUAUACAGUGCCACGUAGGUCCUCAAAUGAAGGACCUUCUAGUUACAAUAUCGCUACUGUAGUGCUUCUUGCCCUGAUUUUACUACUCCAUGUCUGUUCCUUCUUCACUGGUUACUCCAGAAAGAACAGGGGUUGUCCAUAUUUCUGCAACUGUUGGUGCCAAAGGGAUGAGUAUAAGGCUUCCAAAGCAGAAGCACUUCCAGUCUCUUAGAUUUGAGAAGCAAUGACAACACAAUGAAGGGUUUGAAUCCUAGCAGAGAGGACAAUAACAUUACCACUUUCCCAUGCCCUACCUUUAAGAGCUGACAUGGAGAAAACUUUUACCUGCUGUGUAAUAAAAUGCGUGUAGUCUGAUGGGAAGGACAUCGCCAGAAGAACACGACAGUAGAGUGCUUAGUUAUGGCGCUUUUGCAUUUACAAGGAUAAUGAUGUUUGCCUUCAUAAAAACACAUGAGCAGGCUGGUUGUUCAUUAAAAUGGAUGCUGUAGCCAGUUGUUAUCUUCUUGUAUUGCUUUUGCAAUUUUAUUUUUAAUAUUCUUAUUAGCUCCUUUUUCAUUUAAAAGUU